Brassica oleracea var. oleracea is the source of this 995-nucleotide messenger RNA. RefSeq names its product 50S ribosomal protein L9-like. NCBI's taxonomy places the organism in Eukaryota, Viridiplantae, Streptophyta, Magnoliopsida, Brassicales, Brassicaceae. The transcript has 6 exons. Gene Ontology annotation, molecular function: structural constituent of ribosome. Gene Ontology annotation, biological process: translation. The coding region runs from base 105 to 767 and encodes 220 amino acids. Gene Ontology annotation, cellular component: ribosome; mitochondrion. The record is from RefSeq and is a predicted model, not a curated record.
CUAAAACCUCGCCUGCGGUUCCCCCUUCCUUCUAGUUCGUGAAAAGGAGACGUUGAAUCGUAUCGAACCGCCGUCGCCGCCGCCGCCUCACUGAGAAUCCCAAAAUGGCACAUGUCGCGCAAAGCCGAAACGUGAUCCGGCAUGUAGUAUCGAGAGGAAAAGCUUUCCAUAAAUCCGAAAACGCGAUCCAUCACCCUCUCCUUUUCGCCUGUCAAGGAGUUCGUUACAGAAAAUUGGAAGUGAUUCUCACCACGGGCAUAGAGAAGCUUGGGAAAGGGGGUGAGACGGUGAAGGUAGCUCCUGGUUACUUAAGGAAUCACCUUAUGCCUAAGCUCCUUGCUGUCCCCAACAUUGACAAGUAUGCUCAUCUCAUCCGAGAGCAGCGCAAGAUGCGUAAUUUUGAAGAAAAAGAAGAGGUUAAAGUGGUUCAUAAAACUUCUGAAGUUCAGACCAAAGAGUUUGAAAAGGCCGCUAAGCGCCUCGCCAAUGCCAACUUGGUACUGAGGAAGUUAAUUGACAAGGAAAAGUUCAAAAACCGUUCCUCAAAGGAGGAUAAACCGGAUGUACAAACACCUGUGACAAAGGAAGAGUUAGUCUCUGAGGUGGCGAGGCAGCUCUGUGUGAAGAUUAAUCCGGACAAUGUGGUUCUUACGGAGCCAUUGACAACUUUUGGCGAGUAUGAGGUUCCUUUGAAAUUCCCAAAGACUAUUCCUUUGCCACCAGGAACUGUUCAAUGGAUUCUCAAACUCAAAGUCCGUGGCCAUUGAAAAUCUUCUCUCAUAAUUUUUCUACUUCCGUCUGUUUCAUGAAAUUGCAGAAAAGCAUUGUAGUUUGAUGACACUAGAUCAGUUGCAUUUUCUUUCAUUUCCUUGUCUUUUACUUGUAGUUACGUAAACCGGGUAUAAUCCGGUUUACAGUUUAAACCAUGAUUUGAAGGGACAUUAAUAAGUUUGGUUUUGUGAAAUUAAUUGGACGUCCACAGAUGCGAUUGCGAA